Molecule: messenger RNA, 530 nt
Organism: Phalacrocorax carbo (great cormorant)
Lineage: Eukaryota; Metazoa; Chordata; Aves; Suliformes; Phalacrocoracidae
Source: RefSeq, a predicted model, not a curated record
GCGUCUGUCCGGUUGCAACAGGAAACCCAACACCGUGGCACGGGGAGGGGGGACGCGACAAAGCGCUGCGCUCUCCCCUCCUGUGUCGCAGGGUAUAAAACCUCCAGGGGGGCCGCGAUCUGCCUGCAACUCUCUGCCUGCAGGUGAGGGGGGCCCCGGGCCACUGCCGUGCCCUGGCACCAUGGCCACGGGCGAGCUGACCGAGCUGGAGAGGGCCAUUGAGAAGGUCGUCACAACCUUCUUCACCUACGCGGGGAAGGAGGGCAAGAAGGGCACGCUGACGGCCGGCGAGUUCAAGGAGCUGGUCCAGCAACAGCUUCCCAACCUGAUGAAGGACAUCCCCUCCCUGGAGGAGAAGAUGAGCGAGCUGGAUGUGAACAACGAUGAGGAGCUGAAAUUCGGCGAGUACUGGCGGCUGAUCGGGGAGCUGGCGAAGGCCAUGCGGAGGGAGAAAGUGGGGAAGAAGUGACGGGGCUGGUGGGGAGACUCGGCUGAUGCAGAGCUAUUAAAAGAGAUUUUUCUGAGCCUGA